AGUGCGUAGAGCGCAUUGAGCGAAUAGACAUAGGAGGCAGAAUCGAGCUCACAUACUCUAGAAACGUCCACGUUUGACAGUUUGCCAAUGUUUGACACAUAACAGCAAUAAUAAACGCAUUUUUUUCUGUCUUCAUGGCUUGCGGUUUCAGUUCACGCGCUCUGUGUGUGUCGGCGGGGAGGAUGCGCGGCUGAAGACUUCAGUCCGGAUGACGGAGGCGCGGAGAGACUGAAGCAUCCGCAUCCUGAUAGACAAUCACAGCGAUGAUGGAGGGACGACACGAGUUUUUAUGCGGGGUUGUUGAGGGUUUCUAUGGGAGACCCUGGUCAAUGGAACAAAGGAAGGUGCUAUUUCAAUGGAUGCAGAUGUGGGGUUUGAACACAUAUCUGUAUGGUCCUAAAGAUGAUCUGAAGCACAGGUUACUGUGGAGGGAAGUUUAUUCAGCAGAGGAAGAGGCUCAGUUGAAAGCUCUGGUGUGUGAGGCAGAGUCGAGGGGUCUGACGUUUGUAUACGCUCUUUCUCCGGGUCAGGACAUCGUCUUCUCCAGCUCAUGUGACCUCACACUGCUCAAACGCAAACUCAGACAGGUGUCAGACCUGGGCUGUCAGGCAUUUGCCCUCCUAUUUGAUGACAUUGAUCACUCCAUGUGCCAAUCUGAUACAGAGGCCUUUUCCUCAUUCGCUCACGCCCAGGUCACCGUGGCCAAUGAGAUCUUCCGUUUUCUGGGGGAACCACCUGUCUUCCUUUUCUGUCCCACUGAGUACUGUAGUUCUCUGUGCACUCCUUGCGUGUCAAAGUCUCCUUACAUGCUGACGAUUGGGGAGGAUCUUCUCCCUGGCAUCUCUGUCAUCUGGACUGGAAAUAAGGUGAUAUCACGGGAACUGAGUGCCGAAUCACUAGCAGAGGUCCAGGCGGUGCUUCAACGGCCACCACUCAUUUGGGACAACCUCCAUGCUAAUGAUUAUGACUCCCGACGUGUCUUCCUGGGGCCUUUUAAGGGCCGCCCCCCCGGACUCAGGGCCCACCUGAGGGGUCUGCUGCUAAAUCCAAACUGCGAGUUUGAAGCCAACUUCAUCCCUCUGCAUACCUUGGGAAGCUGGUAUAAAGAAGUGAAGGAAGAGGGGAAAGGUGAUGAAGAGGCCUAUAGUGUGGAAAGAGCGCUGUCAGCCGCCCUGCAAGACUGGAUGAAGGAACUCAGCCUUCCUCUACAGCCUGGAAGGCAGGUGAGGCCAACAGACCUCAAGCCCUCAACGCUCUCUAUUAAAUCAAAGUCCUCUGAUAGCUCAGACAAUCAACAUGGAGCCCAGCCCAAAUGUCCAAUAACCUCUUCCCAGAGCACAGGGGCUCUUGCUAGCGAUGAAAUCCCAGCAGACCCGGUUACGAGCCAGGAUCUGAAAGCUGGGGAGAACCAGGUCUCAAAGAGCUCCAGCCAUGAAAAGAGCUCUAGAAGGGGAUUGUGUUCUGGGAGGGCUCCUCUCAGUGAGGCCCAGGUCCGGCUGCUGGUUGGUCUGUACUACCUGCCGCAUGAACACGGACCACCCGCUCGGAAUCUGUUGCAGGAUCUCACGUGGCUCAAAGCCAACUGUCACUGUGUCAGUGUCAAUGGCAGUGGCAAGAAGGCCUCGCCACAGAAGGUAGAGGACUGGCGGGCCCAUGCGGGCCGUUUCCUGGCCGUGUGUGAUGAUGUGGCAUUACUGCACAGCGCUGUUGUGAACAGCAUCAAUAGGGCCGUUCUCUACGACCUUUACCCUUACAUCUGGGACCUGAGAAACACCCUGCUGGUGGCCAAGGCCUUCAUCUGCUGGCUAGAGGGUCGUAUACUGAGUGAAGGUUCUCCACUUGGCUCUUGGAAGAACUGCUUCCACUGGUGCGGAGCUUCCUCAGGGGCGGAGUUACAUGGUGUGGAGGCGGAGCCAUGGGUGUUUAAAGGGGGGCUGUCUGGAGAGGUGCAGAUGCUUCUGCCUGUGGGGACCAGCAGUGAGUUAUUCAGUCACCCUCCCCCUCUGUUCCCCACCUCUCGACUUUACAACAUACGGCCAUUCCAGCAAAAAGACAAGGUGGAGCUGUACCGAAUGGUGUGUCAAUUGCAUCAGAGGGGUAAAGGGAGCCAGGAUGCUGCCAUCUCCCAUCCAGACUUCAUUGGGGACAGGUGUCUGGGUGCAUCUCUGGCCUUGUGCCCAGAGUACAGCUUGGUUCUGGAGGAUGAACUAGGUGUAUGUGGGUGCGCUGUGGGCAUUCUGGAUGUCCGCUCCUUUGCCAAACGAUGUCAGGCCACCUGGCUACCUGCUAUGAGGGACAAAUAUCCUUCACGCCUCCAUGGAGCCAAUGGACAUGCAACAAAGGAGGCGCUGCUGUUUUUCCAUGAAGAACAGGACUACCCAGACUCCCUGCUAUAUCAUUUCCCAUCUCAGCUCAGGCUUGAGGCUCUUCCUGAACUGGUGGACUGUAGCAUCAGUCGUAGCCUCCUCACAGCCUUGCUAACAGCUCUCAAAGCUAAUGGUUCACAGGGUGUAUUCUGCGAGGUCCAGCCUACAGAUGGAUUACGGAUGGAAUUUCUUACAAAGUUGGGAUUUCUGGAGAUCCUCCGUGGAGAAGCACGGCCUAGAGAGGGUGUAGUUUUAGGGAGGCUGUUAUAAGCGAAUAGCCAAGACACACAUGAUCCAGAGGAAAAACAAAUAUGUUUUUAAGAUCAACAUGUUGCCAUGUUUGAGACCAGAGCUGUUGUUUUAGUUGUGCUUAGAAAGUGCUUUGGUGAAGUGUUAAAGGAUUAGUUCACUUUCAAAUUAAAAUUUCCUGAUAAUUUACUCACCCCCAUGUCAUCCAAG
Molecule: messenger RNA, 2825 nt
Organism: Megalobrama amblycephala (Wuchang bream)
Lineage: Eukaryota; Metazoa; Chordata; Actinopteri; Cypriniformes; Xenocyprididae
Product: protein O-GlcNAcase
Exons: 17
Coding region: 264-2636 (790 amino acids)
Biological process (GO): glycoprotein metabolic process
Molecular function (GO): beta-N-acetylglucosaminidase activity
Source: RefSeq, a predicted model, not a curated record